AUGGCAGUUGAUCCUGUGGCCUCGAAAUUCUUCCAGAAGCACCAAGCGGAAGAAGCAAAUGCAAAGUGCUGCGACAGCGUGGGGUCAAAAGCAGAAUGGGCAUCGGUGUCUCACGGCAUCUACAUCAGCAUAGAAGCUGCUGGAGUACAUCGAAGUUUGGGGGUGAAACGAAGCUUCGUUUUGUCCACAAGCUUAGAUAGUUGGAAACCCGAGCACCUCAAGAUGAUGCAACUUGGAGGAAACCAGCGUUUCCACGACUUCAUGUCCCAGCACGUGCCGAAAGAUAUGCCCUUGCGGCAAAAAUACCUCACGCGAGCAGCAGAGUGGUAUCGAGAAAAUCUUCGAGCAGAAGCUGAAGGCUUAGAACCUCCAGCACCCUUGAAGCCAGGAACUGGCCAUCUCUUGCUGGAGAAUGCAACUUCACAAGAAGAACUCCUGAACAAAAUUUUCGUACCGAAUGCUAAUGCUUCGGUGCAUGCAACGCCUCAGAGGAAUCUCACAGCCUCACGCUCAUUGUCAAGCCUUCCUGCGAGGUCUGCUUCGGGAGAUCUUGUUGGACGCUUGACAAAGAAACUCAAAGCCCUACAUGAGGUGAAGAACACCAAAGACAAGACUCCAGCAAAGGUUUGGCCAGGAAGUGAGGGCCGCUGCGUAGCGCAAAGACUGCAGCUUCUCUCCACCGGAAAGAUGGACGGCUUUGGAUCAGAUGCCGCGUGUGCUGCGUCUUGUGCAUGA
Messenger RNA from Durusdinium trenchii, 735 nucleotides. The record is from the annotation of a GenBank genome assembly. Lineage: Eukaryota; Dinophyceae; Suessiales; Symbiodiniaceae.